Molecule: messenger RNA, 612 nt
Organism: Microsporum canis CBS 113480
Lineage: Eukaryota; Fungi; Ascomycota; Eurotiomycetes; Onygenales; Arthrodermataceae
Exons: 6
Coding region: 1-612 (203 amino acids)
Source: RefSeq, a predicted model, not a curated record
AUGCCGGACACCAGCGCUUCUCAGAACCAGUCCCAGUCACAGGCUGCAAAGAAUUCUUCCGGUGCCAACCCCAGCAGCUCCAGCAAGCCUGACCCCUUCUGCCUGAGCCAGUACAUCAAGGGUACCGACGAUCCCUGGUCAGUCUACAACAUGACCUACUCUAACUCCUCCGACUCCUCUGACUCCAGCACCGACAAAAAGAUGAACCCCGGUGGACGUGAGAGGUACAGGGUGAAGAGCUAUACGAGCGUCACCCGGGGAAAAAAAGACGAGCAACGUGAGCCUGCAAGUAACAUGAUCGGUCCCUCUUGUCCCGGGCAUGCAGCAGAGCAUGGAUUGACCAGGGGAACCGAGCGAGAUCAAGGAAUAAUAACUUCUUCAAGCAAAGGCUUCCUGGGAGGCAGAUUAGGGCCUGUCAGCAACCACGUUGGCCCCUUGCUGAAGCCGUGUACUUCGGCAUGCAGAAGCAAGUCUCUGAGCAUCGCCUCUCUUUUCUCCCCCUGCACGCCUUGGAGUCAAAAAGAUAAAUCAGAAAAGAAAAAGGCCAAAGCCCAGCAGGACCAGAAAGAUGAAAAAGAAAAGAAACAAAAAGAUGAACGGCUAUCAAAGUGA